Molecule: messenger RNA, 646 nt
Organism: Tremella mesenterica DSM 1558
Lineage: Eukaryota; Fungi; Basidiomycota; Tremellomycetes; Tremellales; Tremellaceae
Exons: 1
Source: RefSeq, a predicted model, not a curated record
ACUUGGGAAAUGAUGGUAUGAUCUGGGGUCGGGACGAUCAAGAACAUUGGUCUCACCUGGCCUCCGUACCUCAAACCAGCCUUGGUGGUCGGGUUGAACAAGAGACAGACGUGUUCAAAAAUAUUUUCGAAACGACGGAUCCCACUUCUCCACUCCGGGUUCAUAUCGGUUUGAUCGGGUUGGCCGUCUUCAACCUUGCCAGCGGGGAGGAAGUUCACAUGGGUGACUACGAGUUCACACGCAGAAUGUCACUACGCAGAAUCCUGAGCCAACUUGUGGAGUACAGCCUCUAUCCACUACGCAGAGUAUCGAUACAAACUGUUCAAGCGGUUGCCGUGGCCAGCGGAUCGACUCAGGGAGGGCGGAUGGGUUCAAAUCCCACCACGAAUUGACUCAAUGAUCCGUAUGUUUAGAAUCCAUAUCGCUGAUUACUUGAGUAGAACAAUCGUACUGAUUCCGUCCAGAACCCAGAGGACGCUGGGAUGUGAGUUAAGGUGAUCUCCGACAUCCAAGGAGCUUGAGGGAGAGGACGUGACUCGAGGUGCGAACAUCCACUGGACCGGUCUUGUGCGUUUCCGAUGUGUACGUACUUGUCUUGGCUCUUGUCAUAUGUGUUCCCUCAGCUGUAUGGAACGGUAUGACCGAU